AUGCCUGGCUCCACCGACGUAUCCCUCGAGGGGAAGGCCGCCGAGUAUCAGCUCGAAGAUGCGCGGAUCUCGUCCUAUGAUGAAAAGCACCCCGAUCGAGAGAUGGCUAUUGCAAGCCCUCUCUCGUUCGAAGGAAUUGAUGAAGCCGCCGUUCUGCGCAAAAUGGAUCUACGAUUGAUUCCCAUGUUGAGUAUUCUGUACCUGCUGGCUUUCUUGGAUCGAGGCAACAUUGGCAAUGCCAAGGUGGAGGGUUUGAUCGAGGAUCUGAACAUGACGGGACCGCAGUUCAAUUGGACAUUGACGGUCUUCUUCUUCACAUACUGCGUUUUUGAACUGCCUAGCAACUUGAUGUUGAAGAAACUGCGGCCAUCACGGUGGCUCCCAUUGAUCAUGGUUGCUUGGGGUGUCGUUAUGACACUGAUGGGUAUCGUUCAAAAUUACGGGGGUCUCCUCGCGACCCGUCUCGCACUGGGCAUUGCAGAGGCUGGACUUUACCCCGGUGUCGCGUACUAUAUUACAUUGUGGUAUCCUCGUCAACGAGCUCAAUUCCGUCAGGCGCUCUUCUUCAGCGCUGCUAGCGUUGCUGGUGCUUUCUCCGGACUCCUGGCUUACGCCAUUGCUAAAAUGGACGGCAUCGCCGGCUUGGCUGGCUGGCGCUGGAUCUUCAUUCUUGAGGGUCUUCUCACCGUUGCCGUGGCUUUUGUUGCCCCAUUCGCCAUUCAUGAUUCUCCCGAGACUGCAAAGUUUUUGACUGAGCAGGAACGGGCAUGGGUAAUGUACUCUUUGCGCACUCAAAACUCGGUUGAUGCACGCGAGGUUGUUCGGGAUGAGUCCGCCUUCAAGGUACAAUAUGUCAUCGACGCGUUCAAAGACUGGCAGAUCUGGUUGGGAUUGUUGAUGUAUUGGGGAAUUACGUGCCCACUGUAUGGCAUCUCAUUUUUCCUGCCUUCCAUCAUCAAAGACCUGGGAUACAAGUCAUCCACGGCACAACUCUUGACAGUGCCUAUCUAUAUCACCGCUGCCAUUGUUGCCGUCAUCGCGGCCUGGUUCUCCGACCGACGCAAAGAACGCUCGCCUUCCAUUCUAUUCUUCAUGUCUUUAAUAGCCAUCGGCUUCAUCAUCGUCAUCGCAUCAACUGGGCGCAACGUACCGGGAAUCUAUCCCGCUUUCCCUGGCAACGUCACUUGGUUGAGCGUCAACAUGGCCGGAGACUAUAAGCGUGCCGCCGGCAUGGCAAUUCACAUCGGACUGGGAAAUCUUGCAGGAGCCAUGUCCUCGAAUUUUUACCGCGCCAAAGACGCCCCGAAUUAUUUCAUGGGCCAUGCUCUCGAGCUUGGCUUCGUGGUAGUGGGCAUGAUCGCAGUAGUGAUCAUGCGCUUCACCUACAAACGCAUCAACACCAAGCGCGAUCAGCUCGAUCCUGCACUGUAUCCCAGCGAUCCCGAUUCUCUGGGCGACCGGUCUCCUUUAUUCAGAUACAUGCUCUAG
Penicillium oxalicum is the source of this 1488-nucleotide messenger RNA. RefSeq lists its product as uncharacterized. Bases 1 to 1488 code for a protein of 495 amino acids. The record is from RefSeq and is a predicted model, not a curated record. Gene Ontology annotation, cellular component: membrane. Gene Ontology annotation, molecular function: transmembrane transporter activity. The transcript is spliced from 9 exons. Gene Ontology annotation, biological process: transmembrane transport. NCBI's taxonomy places the organism in Eukaryota, Fungi, Ascomycota, Eurotiomycetes, Eurotiales, Aspergillaceae.